CCAUUACCCCUAGAUAUGGGUGUCCACGGUUGGGAAUCGUUACCAGAGCAAAUGUGGCGUGUCUAAAACCUUUUAGGAGAUAAAUUAUGCUGAGUUUUAAUGUAUUUUUUAUUCUUAUAUAUGUGUUUGAAACUUUUCCUUUGUUUACGGACGGUAAAAUACCAGGGAAUAUUUAUUACGGAAGAAAGGCCAAUGUGACUUCAGUGUUAUCACAACUGAGUCCUUUCGGACUGCAACAGUGUGUUCGAUCAUGUUUUCUCGAGGGACUUUGUCAAUCUGUGAAUUAUAAUAGAAAUCAACUGACUUGUUAUCACAUCAAUCAGGAUUUAGACCCCGAAUCCCUUCACAGUGACAGUGAUUUCAUUUUUAUAAACAACAUCACAGGAACUCAGGCUCUGAUGAAAGAAUGCGUUCAAAAUAGUUGUCUUCAACAAGAGUCUUGUGUAGUUUUGAAAAAAACAACAACCUGUAUAAAGACUGUUUGUCGACAUGGUAUGUAUACAUUUUAUGAGAAGACCCAGUCUUGUCUGAGGAUCGUUAACGCCCCUGUGUUAAACUGGACGGCAGCGGAAGUAUUCUGUCAACGUGACGGUGGACAUCUAGUGUCAAUAUAUAAAUAA
This is a messenger RNA of Saccostrea cuccullata (small rock oyster), 620 nucleotides long. RefSeq lists its product as uncharacterized. The record is from RefSeq and is a predicted model, not a curated record. The transcript is spliced from 3 exons. NCBI's taxonomy places the organism in Eukaryota, Metazoa, Mollusca, Bivalvia, Ostreida, Ostreidae. The coding region runs from base 87 to 620 and encodes 177 amino acids.